Messenger RNA from Myxocyprinus asiaticus (Chinese sucker), 2756 nucleotides. RefSeq names its product syntaxin binding protein 6 (amisyn), like (gene stxbp6l). NCBI's taxonomy places the organism in Eukaryota, Metazoa, Chordata, Actinopteri, Cypriniformes, Catostomidae. The record is from RefSeq and is a predicted model, not a curated record. The transcript is spliced from 7 exons. The coding region runs from base 233 to 1069 and encodes 278 amino acids.
CAGCUGUCUAUUUAGGCAGUGAGCUCACUAGGGUUUGGAACACAGUCUGUUUAUGUUCUUCAGGACGCACCACACACGCACGCACGCACGCACGCCUCACUUUCCAGUUUCCCAUUAGACUACACGCGGGAUGAAGAUGGCUUGACGACGCCGAUGCAAACCUGGUUACUAAACUUUUGACCGUUUUUCAGGGUUUGCUGAAGAAAGAGUGAGAGAGAAAGGCACUUUAAAGAUGAACAUUCAGUCAGCCAUCAGGUGUGAGAUCUUUGUCCCGAGAGAUGAAAAGUUACUGGUAGCCAUAGAAGUGAGGAGAAGGUUGAAGAGGAAGAGUCUUUCCUUCCUCAGUGCAGGCCACAAGAGGGACUACUUAACUUUCCUCUGCUUGUCAGUCACUAACACAAGACCAGCUCAAAUCUUCAUCACUAAAGUUAAAAAGUAUCCAGGCUCGCGACAGUUCUCUAAAAGAUCUCGGUGGUCUAUUGAGCACCUUCGUCAAGUCAAUGGCAUCUACCCAAAUAAGGACUCUCCUGAGUUUGAUCUAGUAUUUGAUCGUGUCUCUGAUCAGUGGGUGGCUAGCUCAGCAGCAGAGAAGUGCAUGUUUGUGCAAGUUCUGUACCAUGCUUGUCAGAACUACUGGGAGGCAAAGCUCGGCCAAGAAAACCCUGUGUCCCCUGGAGACCCGAAGAUACCUGGAGCUACAGAGAUCAAGAAGAGCCAUGGUGCUCCAUGCCAAACUUACUUUGUCAACUGUCAGCCAAAGCUUAUGGGAGAUGCUUGUUCUGUUAAUAUGGUCAUCUACCGCUGCAAGAUAUUUUUGAACAGAAUGAAGAACAGUAUGAUUUCAAACCAAGGCGAGUUUCAGGGUAAAGCACCAGUUGUUAAACCAUCUAAGGGCAGCCCCUCCCCUCCGGUGGUGAGGAAGAUGGGUAAUACAGUGAGGAGGCCCAGUCAGGUUCUGAGUGAGCGUGGGGAGCGUCUAAUGAGGGCUGAUGAAAAGACCAACCACUUUUUGCAUGGGGCCAAGCAGUUUGCAGAAGCCGCUCAGAAGCUGGCUCUGAAGCAGAUUUAAAGGUGCUCUGGAUGGCCUGCCAAUAACCAUUUUUUUUUUUUUUUUUUUUUUGUGGCUUUUAAUUAUCUUGUUGUAUUUAAAUAUACCUUUUUAAUUGUCCAAUUUUCCAUAGUGAACUGUUAGCAUGCAUCUUUAGUUUUUGUUGAAGGUUACAAGUUCAUGAGGUAGCUUAAGGAUUUCCUUAUUUUUGCAAACCACUGGAUGGUCAAAUCAAACCAUUUUAGAGAGGUGGCAUGGUGGUCUGUCUGUCUUUUGAAUAAGAUCAUGAUAUAAACCUGAUUGGUUUUUGCAUUUAAUAUGUUAUGCAGCAGGUGGCUGAUCCUCCCCUGUUAAGAUACAUGAUGCUGUGAUUUGAAAUGAAGUUAGUUUUGGAGUAGAAAAAAGCCUUAAUCCCUCCUUUCCUUUUGCUUGCUUCACUAAGCAACAAAUUGAAGCAAAUUGCCUCCUUUUUAAAUGAGUGCACAGCACUGAAUUGAAAAUGAGUGUUGCACUGUGAACUAAUUAUGUUUUAAAAUCCCUUUUGUUAUUUAGGCUGCAUUCAAGGUGAAAUUGUGCACUGUAUGCCAUAAUAUUAUUGUCUUAGAUUGUGUGCUGUACAUUAACUACUAAAGUGAUUAACUAAUUUCUAUGUUUUUUUAUUUAUUUUUUAUUCCUCUACCUUUUUGUAUCUGCACAGUGUAAAUUGUUUUUUAAACACAUUUUAUGAGGGUGAGGAAUUUAACAAGUAGAUCACUUUUGUGUAAUAUGCACUAAUCUCACAAAUUCCACAACACUAUAACAAAAGGUUUUGCACUUUAGCCAGGAUAGCGCUGAACCAUUAACAACUUUGGAUUUAAAUCUCUUUCAGUACUAAAGUAUAUUAUCAUUAUUUCAUACAACAGGGGUUCAACAGGGGUUCCGAGGCUUUUUUUGUUUGUUUUUAUUUUUUGUAUUAACUUUAACUUGGUCCCUCCUUGGGGUCAGUUUGUGAGGUGGCAAAGGAUAGGCUAAAUUUUUGCAGUGAUUGCUGUUAUAAUUGUCCAUGACAUUUAUUGUGUUGAUGAGAUCAGCAUUCAGGGAUCAUAUCAGAAUGGUAUUGUAUCAGCAGCAAAUUUAACACAAAUAUGUCACUUAAGAAAUUUGAUGUAUGAACAUAGUUACAAAUAACACACACACACGAGUGUACUCAUUAGUGGCUGUUUGUUCACACAAGGAGGCUGCGUGUGCUUUUUAGAAUUAUCUCAGUUAUUACAUUCGUUAGAGAUGCUGAUGAAUGCUGAAGGCUCAUUGUGAAGUGUUUAUGCAUAUUAUAUGUGAUCUCUUUAGAUAUGAUACAUAUGUGAAUAACAUUUCUGUUCUGUCUGCCUAUUUGAUGUCCAUUGUCUCAAAUUUGUAAGUCAAUAUUGGAUAGUGUUUGUGAAUGUCCUGUGUAAUAGUAUGAACAUGUCAUUUAAAAAGGCCAGGGGGUGUAUUUCCACAUUGAUUCGAAUACCUUGAUUAGUGUUUGGCAUGUUUAAUUCAACCUGCCUUUUGAUGUUCUCAUGAGUUCUGUUGCUUUAAUUUAUAGCCUAUUCCGUAAUUCUGUGUAUGUGUAUCUCACUGUGAAUUCUACCUGUCCUUGUUCAUACAUGUGCUCUUGUCUUGUGAUACCCUUAGAAAACCAUGUUAAAUACAUAAAUGCCUCUCAUUUAAUCAAUAAAUGAAAUGG